GCCAAGCCAGAAGUCUUCUGGGCGUCGGGCGGUUUGUUGCACUGGCACACCGGCUCCGCAAACCAGGAGGAGGCCUGCAGAAGUGAUCUCAUCGCAGGGCGCCCCAGUGCUGGCAAAGAGCGAAGUUCCGGCCGCCUUGCCCUGGGAUCAGCCUCGACUGAAGAGGGACACGCCUCCCCUCAGAAACAGGUCACCAGUGCAGACAUUCAGAUCAACGCCGUCCCUCAGUCCACUGGGGAAUGCGCUCGUGAGUCUCCGAGUUGGCACAGACGAGCCUGCUCUGACUGGAGUCGAACCGCCCGUGACCGAGAAGACGCUUUUGCUGCUCGUCUCGAGCUUCGUGCAAGGGCGAGAGACCGUCGGCAUGAUCCUUCGCCCACCAGGCCAGAAAGACCGAUUCGGCCUCAUGAGGUGCCUUUUCCUCGUCUUCGGGCUCUUGGGGCAGGCAGUUGGCACCGACUUGUCGGAGAGUUGCUCAUCGGACUCCGGCUGUGAGGCGCAGUCUCCGUUCUUUUCCAGCCACGACAGCUUCAUGGAAAAUUGGGCCAGCCUGGAGGAGGAUUUUGAAGAGUCCGAUGGCUCGGAUGACGGCGAGUUGGACCAGGAGGAUGAAUCUGAGGAGGACGACGACGAAGCCUACAAUGAAGUUGAUUUGCUUGAGGUUGCGUUCUUGAUGUUCGACGUCAUGGGUGUCAAGCCUCCUAAAUCAGGAAAGGCGCCGGCCAAGACGGUGCUGAAGAAGUACUUGGACGACCCAACCGCGCUUCAGAAGGUCUGGGGACACUGGAAGAAGCUCAGGGUGAACCGGCCUGCGCGGGACAAUGCCAACGAUGCCUGGAAAGGGGCCAAGGUCCUCUGGGACGAAGGCGUCCUAGAGGAAAUGUUCCAGGCGGCCAUUUCAGGGCUGGGUUGGAUCGCACUUGCCUCGAUGAUUGCGCAGUUCGGCGCCCAGGUUACCCUCAUGUUCGUCACAGGCGGAGCCGCCACCGUCAUCAAGAUUGCAUUGUUGAUCCCAGCCGCCAUAGACCUCUGGAAUGCUUUCACUGACGUCAACUCCAACUGCCUCUAG
Messenger RNA from Symbiodinium necroappetens, 1069 nucleotides. The record is from the annotation of a GenBank genome assembly. Lineage: Eukaryota; Dinophyceae; Suessiales; Symbiodiniaceae.